AUGGAUAAUAAUGAUUUGCUACAAAUAGAUGAAGCAGAAGUAGAAACGAGUGACAAUACAUUAGACUUAACCAUUACUGAAUCAUUAUUUGGUGGUUCAUGUCAUAUAGAAGUAGUUGCAUAUGAAAUAUUUCCAGG
This is a messenger RNA of Scutellospora calospora, 137 nucleotides long. The record is from the annotation of a GenBank genome assembly. Lineage: Eukaryota; Fungi; Glomeromycota; Glomeromycetes; Diversisporales; Gigasporaceae.